CCCCCCCCAUUAUGUAUGAUCGGGCUCCUCGCUUGCUCAGACUGGCUGAAGGUGGCAGCACUGAGGAUCAUGUGGGGCCUGGAUCCUACCAGGUACCUUUCGUGAAGCAGCAGGCCGCAGGUAGCUAUGCCCCAUUCCUUUCUUCAGCUGCCAGAGAAAGUACUUUUACUGUUGCCUCUAAUACUGAGAAAGCUGUUCCAGGUCCAGGACACUAUAAUGUUUCAGAAGCACAAAAAAUUUCAAGGGUACCUACAGUUUCCAGAAGUAUUUAUGUUCCGUCAAUUCCUUCUUGUGGAUGGUCAUAUGGUUAUCAUAUUAAUGAGGAUGGCAGUAUUAUAAGACAUUUUCCACCUGCUAGUGACAACACACUAGGUCCAGCCUACUAUAAACCUCAGUUUGAUUUUUCCAAUGCAACUUUGAAAUACAAGGGGAUACAUUUUGGCAGCUCUUUGGGAAGACUACAGUUACCUAUAAAGUCAGGGCCUGGUCCUGGGCAGUAUGAUGUAGUCCAGAAAAAGACACCACAUUAUGAAAAUAUUAACAUCAAGAAAGAUCAACAGCAAAAUUAUUGCUUAUAUCUUCCGCGAUUUUAUGAAGUAAUAAUAUUGCAGGAGGAAAAAAAGAGAUUUGUACCUAUCAAAUCAAUCACACCAGCUCCUGGCACAUACAAUGAAUCUCGAACUGCUUUCAAGUCCUUAAAGACAACACCAAGACUGAAAAAUACCCCAUUUGGUCAAAGUGCUGCUCGAUUCACACAGAACUCUAGGACAGAAGAAAUGCCAGGUCCUGGGUUUUAUAAUAUCCUAAACAAUACUAUAAUUGACAACUUUAGCAAUACCUGCUUGAAGAAACAAAAGCAAGGUGCAUUUGGUUCUUCUGUUCCUCGGACUUUCUUCCUGGUUCAGAAAGAAGCUUUUACUACUCCUGGGCCUGCUGAUUAUCAGGCUUUUUGGAAUUCACAGGUCGGUGGAAUUUCUGAUGAACCACCUAACUUGACUAACCGAUCUGCUGCUUUCUUGUCAAGAACAGAAAGAACUACUAAACUAUCAGAUAUGGGCAUUCCGGCACCAGGCAGCUAUGAUGUUCAAAAAUCAUACGAGAUGUCUCAAGUUCAACAUAAAUACAUGCCACCUCGUAGUCUUGUGGCUAAAAUAAAACAUGCCUCCUUUCUUAGCACAACUCCUCGGUGCCUGGACAAAAUGACUGAGGGGCCAGGGCCUGCAACAUACAAUCCUGUUUUACAGAAAUCUUGCUCCAUACCCUUAUUUGUUAAAGCAUCAAAGCGUUUUAAAGAUUCCAAAGAGAUUACCCCUGGUCCAACGACAUAUGAGAUGGGAGGCACUGGUUCUGCAGCAGCAGCAGCAGCUGAUCUUACCAUUGCUGCUGUUACUGCUGCUGCCACAUUGCAGUAG
Messenger RNA from Ceratotherium simum simum (southern white rhinoceros), 1412 nucleotides. NCBI's taxonomy places the organism in Eukaryota, Metazoa, Chordata, Mammalia, Perissodactyla, Rhinocerotidae. The record is from RefSeq and is a predicted model, not a curated record.